GAAGAGCCCUAGCUAGCUAGUUGAAUCAGUCACAAAUCAUGGCGCUUCGUAUCAACCACGUGAGGUUUCUUCUUAUCGUUGCUCCAUUAGUCCUCAUGGUGGUGACUUCCGUGGCCGGAGAAAGUUUUCCGGUUGAUUCCUCGGUGAAACAAGAUUCAGCAAAAGGAAAUACGAUUAGGGAAGAAGUUUUUCACGACGAUUAUGGUUCUUGGAGCCCGACUCCAAAAGUUCCAAGAGGUAGUCCAGCACCUAUUCCUCAUGAUUUUACACGACCACGUAGAUUGAAGGUCUAAUGGAUGACCAAUAUCGAGAUAACUGAUUCGUUUUUGUUAACGAUCAACUGGAUUUUCUUAAGAUUAUUUACAGGAUUUCUAAAUACAUUAUAUGGUGUUUAAAUUUUAUUU
Messenger RNA from Eutrema salsugineum, 404 nucleotides. RefSeq lists its product as uncharacterized. NCBI's taxonomy places the organism in Eukaryota, Viridiplantae, Streptophyta, Magnoliopsida, Brassicales, Brassicaceae. The transcript has a single exon. The record is from RefSeq and is a predicted model, not a curated record. Bases 39 to 293 code for a protein of 84 amino acids.